Molecule: messenger RNA, 3879 nt
Organism: Dovyalis caffra
Lineage: Eukaryota; Viridiplantae; Streptophyta; Magnoliopsida; Malpighiales; Salicaceae
Source: the annotation of a GenBank genome assembly
AUGAAAAUCAACCAUCGCAAAUUCAAGAAAUCAGAAACAUCAUUAUCUUCAAAGCUAGUUUUGGAAGAAAUUAUUGGAUUAACAACGAAGAAUGCGAACGGACUGGCUUCGAAUAUAUCAACGGCAAGAUUUGCUUACAUUGCAGGAUGUGUUGUAGUUGUUUACAAUGUGGAUUCAACUACCCAAUCGCAUCUCUUGGUGUCUCAUAGACCACCGAAAGCCUUAACUUGUGUUGCCAUGUCUCGGGAUGGCCGCUUCAUAGCUGCUGGAGAGUCUGGGAAUCAACCAGCAGUGUUAGUGUGGGACUGUUCGACUAUGAGUUUUGUAUCUGAACUGAAGGGUCAUCUCUAUGGAGUUGAAUGUAUUGCCUUCUCACCAAAUGGAGAGCAUAUUGUUUCGGUUGGAGGAUACAUAUAUCUUUGGGAUUGGAGAAGUGGGAUUUUGGUGACAAAGCUUAAAGCAAGUUCAUCUUGUUCUGCUGUUACAUCUGUCAGCUUCUCAUCAGAUGCGAAAUUCAUUGUGACUGCUGGAAAAAAGCACUUGAAAUUCUGGACAGUUGGAUCUUCUCCAGGGACUCGCUUAAGCAAUGGGACAGGAUCACUUGAAUUGCAUGGGAAACCUGUUAAUCUUGGCCCUCAGAAAGGAAGUUCAUUCAUUUCUGUCACAUCUGCAAUCUGGAUGACUAAUAGUCCUUCUACACCUGAACAAGUUGGUGAUUUGUUUCCCAUUUAUGUGUUGACUGAUGAAGGUACUUUAUGCCUUGUGGAUUCUGGGCUGUCAGUAAGAAAGAUGGUGGACUUAAAGGAUAUUGGCUGGGUUGCUGCCCCUUGUUUUACAUCUUUAAAUCUUAAAUUGCAGGUAGAACAAGGCUUUGCACUAUCUGCAUCUGAUAAGCUCAUUGCUUGUGCUUGUUGUAAUGGAAUUGUAAAACUCUUUACUAGUGGGACACUAAAUCACGCUGGAACUCUGCUAUAUUCAAGGGCCAAAAGUUUCCAUGGGGAGACUAAUUUUCAUUUUCAGACUACAGAAGUUGAAAAAGAUUUUCAACUUGGGCCUGCUUUGCCUGAUGCCAUUGCUUGUCAAUUCUCUACCUCGGAAAAGUUGGUGGUUGUUUAUGGAGAUCAUACCCUCUAUAUUUGGGAUAUUCAUGAUAUGAACGAGGUCACUAGGUGCUGCACAUUAGUUUCACACUCUGCAUGCAUUUGGGAUGUCAAGAAUCUUUGUUGUGAAAACAUGCAUGAUCCAUCUCUUGCAUGUAUUGCAAGAGGUUGUUCUGGUGGAGUUUCAUUUGCAACAUGCUCAGCAGAUGGUACUAUUAGGUUAUGGGAUCUUACUUUGCAAUCCAAUUUGGUAGAGGAUGACGCUGACCAUCAAUCCUCGAAGGCCAAACAAAUGGGCAGCACACGUUUAGUAAGUUCUGGGAUUUUGGAGCGAGAUACUGUGGAGGCAGGAGUUGGCAUUCAAGGGUUUCGGUCAAUGGCUGCUAGUUCAGAUGGAAAGUACUUAGUUGCUGGUGAUUGCGAGGGAAGCCUUCACAUAUAUAACCUAUUAACUUCUGAUUAUGCAUGUUUUCAGGGCAUUCAUGAUGCUGAGAUCCUCUCAUUGAGCUUCAGCUUGUCAAUCAAGAAACAUGUUAUUUCCGAAGAAACGCUGGAUAGCAAUUACUUCCUUGCAUCAGCAGGACGAGAUCGAAUUAUCCAUCUUUAUGAUGCCAAAAGGAAUUUUGAUCUCAUUGGAAGUAUUGAUGACCAUUCAGCCGCUGUGACUUCUGUAAAACUCACUGUCCAUGGCCAUAAGAUUCUCAGUUGUAGUGCUGAUAGGUCACUGGUGUUCCGAGAUGUUUCUGUUGCAGAGAGCGGUUGUAAGAUCUCACGACGUCAUCAUCAAAUGGCAUCUCAAGGAACUGUGUAUGACAUGGCUUUAGAUCCAGCAAUGGAGUUUGUUGUUACAGUUGGGCAGGAUAAGAAGAUAAACACAUUUGACAUUGCUUCUGGGAAGCUAACUAGAUCGUUCAAGCAGGAUAAGGAUCUUGGAGACCCCAUAAAGGUCUCAAUGGACCCAAGCUGCAGUUAUUUGGCAUGCUCCUACUCCAACAAGUCUAUGUGCAUGUAUGACGCUAUCAGUGGAGAGAUGGUCACUCGUGCUGUGGGACACGGUGAAGUAAUAACUGGUGUGAUCUUUUUGCCUGACUGCAGGCAUCUAGUAUCUGUUGGAGGUGAUGGCUGUAUUUUUUUGUGGAAACUGCCGAGUCGUAUGUCUGCCAGGAUGCUGCAGAGAAUGAAGGAAAAUGCUGUUCCCUUGUCUCCAAAAAACUUGGACCCACCAGCUGCUUUUAGUCAAAUCAUGGUUUCUGAAGAAGAAGAAGACCAGCAGAGCACAUACAAUGCUGAAAAAUUACUUAUGCGUGAAAACUCCAACCAAGUUGGAGAAAAAAGUUUUAUCAAGGAGAGCUGCCUCCAAGGAUCUCAACGUUUAGAUUUAGCAUUUCUAGACUUCCAAGGUGGGCACAAGCCAAAGUUGAAGGCUCUACAGCAAGUAGAACUAAAAACUUGUCCUCCAGUUGGUGACGGUUGGGAAUGUGGUGCUUCGUGCCCAGAAGUUCAAAGUCCACUCAGUACUGUUGUGGGAAGCAGGGAGUCAUACAUCAGUAGCUUGUCCGGAAGUUCUUCUGCUAGUGGAAACAGCCAAAGUUCACCAACGCCUCAAGAUACUCACAGCUGCUUUGCCAUGGACAAACGUUGGCUCAAUGUUUAUACUGUGUGUUUGGAUCCACUCAAUUCUCCAGUGGUGCCUCAUUUAGCAGAUCUGAAUAUGUCAGUUGCCUCAUCGAAUUCAAUACAAAAUUCAACAGAAAAACCAAGUGAUGGUGGGUGCUCUUCUGUGCAAGCUAACCUUGCUGUAGAAGAGGGGCGCAAAGCUAGUUCAAAAAGACAUGCUUGUCCUGAUAAUUAUGGCUUUCUUGGGAAAAAUGACAAUUUAUCUGGCUUCGAUCAUACAAGUAAAUGCCAUAAGGCAGCUGCUGGUCAUGUGGCAGAGCAGCUGCAUUCACAUAAAUCUGGAUGCCAAAUUCAAGAAACAAUGGAAGUCGAUGCUGGUCAUACGCAGUCAGAAGGAAAUGAUUUUUUCAAGCAUCAUUUUGGCAGUCUAUCAACCACAUGCAAGGUGGAGGGAAGUAAAUCAUCAGUUCCAAGAAGGCACUCUGCAAAAUAUGUGGUGCGCCAGGACCAUACAGGAGGAUGCAAGGAACUGUUUGACACACCUGUCCAAAAUUUUCAUCAUAAAACCUCGAACUACAGAGCAGAAGCUGUCCCCCACGUUACCUCAGAGGAUCCAAUAACCCAGAAUCUGGACGAACAGCAAGAGACAGAAUCUUCCAAACAGGACCUAAGGAACUCAACACAGGGCUUGCUGAUCUCAACUCAUCCUCUCUCGCAAGUUGAAUUGACUAAAUGCGUCCUCGCAGAAGAUUCUUUAAACGUGAAAUUAUCAGAGGCCAUGGAUCAAAAGGAACACAUUCCUGAAGCCGAAGGAAAGAAUCUUCAGCAAAAACUAACUCAAUGCUGGGAAGCAGUAAUCAAUUUGGACAACGCUGCUGAGAAUGCAGUCCAUUUAUUUUCAGAAUUAGGAACUAUGAUCUCCACAGACGAGAUAUCAAAUAGUCCUGGAGCUAAGUUAUAUAGUGACGCAGGGAAGCUAAUGCCAUCAAUUGCGAAUAAACUCAAUGCAAUUUCGGAACAGGUGCAACGUAGGAGCCACAUGUCAAGCAAGAGUAGGGUUGAAGUUUCAGGACUGGAACCUUUGUUAGGAACAUUUGCUGAGAGUCUAUCCGAAAGGGUUGUUGAGAUAGUGAAGGAGAACCUCAGCAACAGCAAGGAUUAA